Octopus bimaculoides (California two-spot octopus) is the source of this 571-nucleotide messenger RNA. RefSeq lists its product as uncharacterized. Lineage: Eukaryota; Metazoa; Mollusca; Cephalopoda; Octopoda; Octopodidae. The record is from RefSeq and is a predicted model, not a curated record.
CUCAGACACACAUGCCCAUAUACACACGCACACAUGUAUGUAUAGCAGUGAGUUUAUAUUCCUGCAUAUAUAGAUAAGAGAUACGUAGGACACUUCAACAGUUGGUCCUCGAUAAUUUACCGCUAAACAACAACAAUGAGACUUUCCAUUGUCUUUUUACUUGUGUUGGUCACUGCCUACUGCCAGUUCGAUUUCUGUGAAGGCUUUGAUGUACAGCAAACACUUACCAAAAUAAAAGAAGUUCUAGAGAAAGGACUUGGAGAUAAACUUAAAAAAUUCUUCAAAUUGAUUUUCCCGGAAAGUGGGCAGUUUCAAAUCGAUGGAACACCGCUGGUAAUUACCUUCUUUGCAGACAACUGUGAAGUGAAGAUUGUUGGAAAACGAAAUCCAUUUGAAGUGAGAUGUCCAGCUGAUGUGACUGAAAUCAUUACGCUAACCAGCCGUCACUGUGUAAAGUCAAGUCAGAAAAACGCCGUGGAGUGUGCUACCAAAUUGGUACUCAAAGAAAUUCAGAAGAACAUUGAAACUGGCAACAUCACCGGCGUAUAAGUGUUUCAUAUAUAUAUAUAUA